This is a messenger RNA of Penicillium chermesinum, 474 nucleotides long. RefSeq lists its product as uncharacterized. The transcript has 2 exons. The record is from RefSeq and is a predicted model, not a curated record. Lineage: Eukaryota; Fungi; Ascomycota; Eurotiomycetes; Eurotiales; Aspergillaceae. Bases 1 to 474 code for a protein of 157 amino acids.
AUGAAUAUUACCAUCAAAUUCCUGUUGACUGCUUACGUUGCGACUGUAGCGCCACUGACCGCCGUGGAGCCACAUUUCUCAGCCACUCACAUUCUGCGCAUCUCUAGUCUCAACACGAAACGCCCAUGUUUCCCAUGUCCUCUACUCGUCCCCUCUCUAGCCCUAGGACAGCCCGCAGUUUCUAACCGCUCCCGCUGGUCCCAGGACACGUCUGUUCCUAAGACGGCCCUGGUCGUAGGACAGCCCACGGUUUCUAACCGCCCCUGCUGGUCCCAGGACACGUCUGAUCCUAAGACGGCCCUGGUCGUAGGACAGCCCACGGUUUCUAACCGCCCCUGCUGGUCCCAGGACACGUCUGAUCCUAAGACGGCCCUGGUCGUAGGACAGCCCACGGUUUCUAACCGCCCCUGCUGGUCCCAGGACACGUCUGAUCCUAAGACGGCCCUGAUCGUAGGACAGCCCACGGUUUUCUAA